UUCUCCCUCGACGUGUCAUUAUAGUUUUUACAGACAACCAACAGCCGAACCAUCUUUCUUUCUCUCUCCUCUUUUCUUGUUCAACAAACACAAAAUGCUUCAACUUUUCUGUCAAACCAAAAUAAAACUGUCACCCCCUCACCUCAUGUGAUUGUAAAUUGUAACCUACAUUUUCUCAAUUUAGGGUUUCCUCUCUUCGCUUUUUUCUUACACAAUUUUGCGCUAAAUUUUUUCAAAGUUGACAUGGCAAACAAUGACGCUGAAACUUCUAGCAGAAGCAUUUCGAUGAGUUCCGGCGACGUUAACGUCGAAGUUUCCGAUGAUGUAUAUUCCGAUGAUGUUCAUUCCGACGUUGUUCAUUCCGACGUUGUUAUUGGAGACAAUUGUGAAGGUGACGAUGAUGAUCAUGGUGUGAGUGAUGAUUCUAAGAUGAUUGAUGCAAUUGUUGGUUGCUCUGAAGAUGUUAGCAGGUCAAAUUCUUCUGGAUAUAUCGAACGGGAUCAAUCGAAAGAAAACAACAAUUUUCAGGAGUUAUCAACUUCUAAUCAUCUAGUGAAAGCUGGAGAAUCCAAACGUCACAAUCCACUCAGUAUACUAGCAGCAAAACUUUUUGAUGAAACAGUGCCCCUUAAGAAAAAGCUUAAAUGGCUAAAACGGGUUGCAACUGUUAAAAAAGAUGGAACUGUACAAUUUGAAGUUCCCGGAGAUGUGAAAACUCCAAGCCUUGAUUUGGGAACUGGAAUGGCUUCUGAUGACCCUACAGAAGAGGAAGAACUUGAGUCAGGUGACAUUCAUGAUCUUCCCCCACUGCAAAUCGUGAUGCUAAUUGUUGGAACUAGAGGGGAUGUGCAACCCUUCGUUGCGAUCGGGAAGCGUUUACAGGAGUAUGGUCACAGGGUUAGAUUAGCAACUCACCGAAAUUUCAAAGAGUUUGUCUUGGCUGCUGGAUUGGAGUUCUUUCCUUUAGGAGGAGAUCCAAAAGUUCUUGCUGGAUAUAUGGUGAAAAACAAGGGCUUCCUGCCUUCGGAACCUUCAGAGAUACCUAUCCAAAGGAAUCAGAUGAGGGAUAUUAUAUUCUCUUUGCUACCUGCUUGCAAAAAUCCUGAUCCCGAAAGUCAGGUUCCAUUUACUGCUGAUGCAAUAAUUGCAAACCCACCAGCCUAUGGACAUACACAUGUUGCUGAGGCUCUCCAAGUACCGAUUCACAUAUUCUUUACAAUGCCUUGGACGCCCACCAGUGAAUUUGCACAUCCUCUGUCACGGGUUAAGCAACCAGUUGCUUACAAACUCUCUUAUCAAGUUGUUGAUGCAUUAAUUUGGCUCGGAAUACGGGACAUGAUAAAUGAAUUUAGGAAGAAACAGUUGAAGUUGAGACCUGUGACCUACCUAAAACCUUCAUAUAGCUCUCCACUAGAUAUCCCUUACGGGUAUAUUUGGAGCCCUCACCUUGUUCCCAAACCUAAAGAUUGGGGACCCAAAAUUGACGUUGUUGGCUUCUGUUUCCUUGACCUUGCUUCAAAUUAUAAACCUCCACAAGAUCUUGUCGAAUGGCUUGAAAAGGGUCAAAAGCCAAUAUAUAUUGGAUUUGGAAGCCUUCCUGUCCAAGAUCCUGAAAAAUUGACUAAUAUCAUUGUACGGGCUCUGGAACUGACUGAGCAAAGAGGAAUCAUCAAUAAAGGCUGGGGUGGUCUUGGAAAUUUGGCAGAACCGAAGGAUUUUGUGUACUUGUUGGAUAAUGUCCCUCAUGAUUGGCUAUUCUUGCAGUGUGCCGCUGUGGUGCAUCAUGGUGGUGCUGGCACAACAGCUGCUGGUCUCAAAGCCGCGUGUCCAACAACAAUUGUGCCAUUUUUUGGUGACCAACCCUUUUGGGGAGAACAAGUGCAUGCGAAGGGUGUAGGGCCUUCACCCAUCCCAAUUGAGGAGUUUGUUCUUGAGAAACUGAUCUCUGCCAUACGCUUCAUGCUGGAUCCCAAGGUGAAACAACGUGCUGUGGAACUGGCAAAGGCAAUGGAGAAUGAAGAUGGGGUUGCAGGUGCAGUAGAUGCUUUUCACAGGCAUUUCCCUCGGAGAAAACCCGAGCCGGAGCAUUUAGAAGUUCAUAAGCCACAUAAAUCUCAUUUGUCAAUAAGAGGGUGUUUUUUGGGUACACAUUAAUCUAACUGUUAGUUCAUGCCAUAUCACCUUGAGCCGUCUAUAGCUACGCAUGAUUAAGACCUUGAUUGACUCGACUAACCAGCCAUCUCUCAAGUCUCACCAUAUCCAUUAGCAGUUUUCCUAUCCUGUGUGUCUAUUGUUGCUUGUGCAGUUAUAAUAUCAUUGUAUUUUGAUGUAUCUAAUUUAUGCUCCUGUAAUAUCAAAACAUUGUCCACUUUUUAAAUUAUAUAUAAAUGUUAAUGUGUCUCUUGUGAAGAA
Beta vulgaris subsp. vulgaris (sugar beet) is the source of this 2412-nucleotide messenger RNA. RefSeq names its product sterol 3-beta-glucosyltransferase UGT80A2. The transcript is spliced from 14 exons. The record is from RefSeq and is a predicted model, not a curated record. Gene Ontology annotation, biological process: carbohydrate metabolic process. Lineage: Eukaryota; Viridiplantae; Streptophyta; Magnoliopsida; Caryophyllales; Amaranthaceae. Bases 244 to 2154 code for a protein of 636 amino acids. Gene Ontology annotation, molecular function: hexosyltransferase activity; UDP-glycosyltransferase activity.